Molecule: messenger RNA, 4890 nt
Organism: Adineta ricciae
Lineage: Eukaryota; Metazoa; Rotifera; Eurotatoria; Adinetida; Adinetidae
Source: the annotation of a GenBank genome assembly
AUGAAUCGUCAAACAGGUUUAUUACGUCAACAUGAAAUGCGUGCGACGCAACAAGUUGCAACGCAACGAUCCACACAAUCACUCGCCAAAGUUCAGGAAUACAGUUCGACACCACCACGACAGUCACAACGAAGUGCACAAGAAACGAACAUGUUCAUAACACGAAUACUUGACGAAUGUGGUUUGGAAAUAAAGAUGGCUGAUGAAGAGAAUAUGAAUAACAAUGAUGAAUUGAAUCUUGAAUUGAAAGUCGAUCAAGGAAUAUUAGCCAAACGCUUAUCUCAACGUUUACGUUCAGCGUCAAGUACAACUUCUGUCACAACAACAUCCACGUCGAUAUCGUUAAAACAAUUCGAAAAUGAAUUAGUUUCAUUCUUCUCUAAUGACUCCAUAUUUCGGUCCUCGUUACUUCCAACAUCAAGUACAGAUGAUGUUUCACCGCUUCGGUCUCAACAACAAGAUAGUCUCAUGAGAAUAUUGCUAUGUGUUGACGAAUUGCAAAUGUUUCUUGCUAAAUAUUUACUCAAACGUCUCGUUCGAUUCGACAAUAAAGGUGGCGAUCGUGUUAUUGUACAAAAUCUACCAUUAUCGAUGAUACGUCUCAUUUUACAAACAUUUCAUUAUUUACCUAUUGGAAAAUCGACCAAUGCCAAAGAAUUACUUGACUUUUAUUUAGAUGUGAUCGAUCUAGUAACGAAUAAUGAUGUACGUUGUCACAUGAUCUCACUCGUGACAGAUAUUUUCUGUGAUGAUUAUCUACAAAACGAUAUCGUGAUAAAAUUAGAAGAGAAACUUGAUUCAACGAAUGUAGAGAUUGUCAAACAGGUUCUAUCAACAUUGAUCACAUUACAAUUGAGUGAAUCAACCGACCGACAUGUGAUCGAUCUAGUAACGAAUAAUGAUGUACGUUGUCAGAUGAUCUCACUCGUGACAGAUAUUUUCUGUGAUGAUUAUCUACAAAACGAUAUCGUGAUAAAAUUAGAAGAGAAACUUGAUUCAACGAAUGUAGAGAUUGUCAAACAGGUUCUAUCAACAUUGAUCACAUUACAAUUGAGUGAAUCAACCGACCGACGUAUUCGAGAAAAGAUUAUUCCGAUGAUAAUGACCGGCAUUUCAGAUGUUAAAGUUGAAUGUUUCAAUUACCUAUUCGAAACAUCGACGAAAGUGAAUAUGUUCGAAACAGUUCUAUUAUUUCGUGAUGUGGCCAUCGUAUCUGGAAGACGAUCGGAUCGUUUGACCUCUUCGACAACGGAUAAUUUUUCAUCAGUGGCCAGUCUUUUCGACCGAUUUGAACAUUACUUUCAAUCAUCACGUAUUCUCUUUCGAACUUGCCAAGAAAAACAUCCAAUUACGGCGGAUAUGUGUCUAAAAAUCAACAGUUAUUUUCUCUUUGACUUUUUCGUCGGUAUUCUUCUUGCCAAUCGUUCCUAUUACACGAAUUUGAAGACAUUUGUUAAAAAACUCGGCGAAGAACCUUCAAUCAUUCGUGCUAUUCAUACGCAUCUAUCAUCAAAUUUGUCAUUCGUGAUCAAAUACGCCCAGCAAAUCUUUCGUUUUGCCGUAGCGAUAUUUCAACAAUUGUCAUUUGGAAAUUUUCCGGCAAUCACAACGACAAAUAAUUCCUUAUCAUCCACGAAUCUGAUUCAUUUACAGAUCGGUCUUCAGCUAGCUGUUAUGCUGGUUGAUUUACUCUUUUCCAUCAGCCAAGAAGUGAAACAUAUACCGGACUUUCAUGAGCAAAUCGUCAGUGCUCUGGUGCGGAUGGCAAUCAUCUUUCAACAUCGAUAUAUUCAACGUUUCCAAAUUUUGAAGUUAUUGAAACGUUUCUGCUAUCGAUUUAAAACAAAAAUGUUAACAUGUGAAUCAUAUUUAAAGAAUAUGUUCGAAUAUAUCGAUGUAUUUCGUGGUGAUCAUCUUCGUCUGGUAUUUGCCAUUCUUGCUUCAAUGUAUAAUACAGGUGUAUAUAAUGAUUUGAAUAUGUUUGUUACAAAGUGUUUGAUUCAACCGCAUAAGGAAAAGGCGCGAGGUGUUUUCGGUGCAAUUGAAAUCUUUCGAUCAUUGUUACUUAGACAUGUUGCUGAUUUAGCACAAGUACCAAUGGAAAACAACAAACGACUGGAUGGAAAAUUAUCGAAUCAUGAAAAUGAAUUGAAAGAUCUGCUCGGUCUCGUUCAAUCUUCCGGUAUGCAAUGUCCUCAAACGUUAGCAUUGUUCUACGAUGAAUUAGCGAAUAUCCUUGGUUCAACCAAUGUUAAACAAUUACAACAACAGCAACAGACGUGUUCAUCGAUGCAAAUUGACACCCAGUCUCUCGAUUGGUUUGCUAUCUCAGCAGCGGACAUGUUUCAAGAAGCUUUUCUUAAUGAUAGUGAUAUAUCUUUAACAUCGAAUUCACUCGAUAAUCAUCAUCACCGUUUUCCUCAACAAACUCGCAUCGUCUACAGUUUUCCUGGCCAAACAGCCAAUGCAGCGGUGCUCAAUCUUGCUAAUAUCAUUUCGAAAUAUCAUCAAUAUCGAACGAUGAGUGAUACGAGUUCCUCGCCCAUCUUAUUAGCGCCCAUGCUUCGCUUAAUCGUCUUAGCCUCAUGGUCGAAUAUUGACCAAGUCGAUGCUGUUCUUCAAUGUUCAUUACGCAUUCCGGACCUUUCACCGUCGAAUGAUAUUGAUAUUGAUUCGCCGAAGUCUUUGGAAUAUUAUCGUGAUAAAUUAAAAGACUUGUCCAAUUCUUCAUUGAAUAUUGUAUGCGAUGUUUAUUAUUAUGCCAGUCGAUUAUUUCGUGAAAUAUGUAAUUUAUUAGCAUCGACGAUGAAUCAAAACCAAUCGUUGAUUUCUACAAGACUUGAACAACUGACUGAUAUCGAAGAACAUUUUGCUAUUUCGGUACAAAUAUGUCGACAACAGUAUGGAUUCUACGAACCUAUUUGCUCUAAUCUCGAAAUCAACCAGGCGAAGAAGAUUACGAAGAAACCAGCUUCAACGAAAUCUAAAUCAAAGAAAUCACAAGGAGCAAAGCGAACAAUGCCAACAACGGAAGAAGAUGAAGAAGAUGACGAAAGUAAAAGCGAAGAUGAAGAAAAUACUAACAAGAAGAAAUCUCGAACUUCAGUUGUACCAAAAUCAAAAGCCAAACCUAAAGCGAAAUCAAAACAACCAUCGAUCUUCGAUAUUUACGAAUUCGAUAUUCGUCCUUUGGAAUAUGUGACGUUUCACUAUAUCACGACAUAUCUCGAACAGCUACCGAAGAGUAGUGGCAAGCAACGUUUAACCAUCCUGCGCUGUGUCUCAACAUUAAUGGGAGAUCUUCAUCGUUUGCUAACAAAUAACAAUUCGUCCAUAUCAUCCAUAGGCGUGAUUAAAAAGCGGUUUAAUACUCAUACAGCGCCAACGACAUUACAAACCCAACAAAUACGUGCCGAACAUGCCGAACACGACGAAGAUUUCGAUGAGAACAACGACGAUAAACUUGAUCUGAUGACAUUAGAAUCCUUCGAAAUGUUUUUAGUACAAGUUAUACAUACGAUGAAAUAUAUACAUAUGUUCAUGGGCACAACAAACACGGAUGAAACAGCGAAUCAAUCGAUGGAUACAGAUGAUGAUGUGAAUUGCUUGAUCGAUCGUGAUCAAAGUCGUGAUUUGGCUAGUCGUGCAUUCUAUUACGCACUGGAUAGUUUUUACUUUCUCUUAAGUUUAUUCAAAGUUAAACAGACAAAUUGGCAGAAAGAUCUGGAACGAGAUACAACGUGUUUAAGUCGCUUAUUGGCAAUCGUUGGCAAACACAUUUUGUCAACAAAAGAGCAGAAAGAAAAUGAAAGAGUUCGAAUUUUGAAAAAGAUCUUCUCAUUUGCUGAAAUUCUCAAUCUAAUUGACGCAACUCGACUUUGUCAAGCUUUAGAAUUAUUCAUUCAAUUAUUCGAUGAAGAAGAGCAACAAGAUGAAUUGUACAAAAUAUUCACAGCUAAAUGUCGUCAUUUCUUAGAAGAAUGUAGUCUUGAUACAACUUCAAGUACAGUCAUAUCAUUUUCAAAGAUUUCAACUGUACGCGCAGUUGAGACACUGCUGAAUUUAUAUUUACUCCAUCUGGAAUCCGACGAGAUUACAGGUGUUAUUGUUGGUAUAGUAGAUUAUUCGUUGAAGAUUGUGACACGAGCCAAUGAUAAUGAUGAAACUGAUGACACGACAGAGAAUGCCAUUGUUGACCUUUCAACAUGGAAUAUGAAGUCAACGUUUAUCGUCUAUUUUCGUUGUCUAUUCAAACAUUUCAUCAUCAAAGCACGAUCGAUUAAAUUACCGAAUGAAUCGAAAAGGAAAGCUGAACUCGAAACAAUCUGUGCGGAGUGGUUGGAAUUAAACGAUCUAUUUCGCAAAUUUGUCUCAUUUGUGACCAUUGAUCAAAUCUAUGCAAAAAAUGCUACGAUCAUUUCGACUGUUCUUCGGUGUUCGAAACAAUAUAUUGAUGUUUUCCGAGCUCGUGCUAUGCCAACAUUAGAUCUCUAUUUUCUUCACGAUACACACGGAACAAAACAAUUGCUAACUGUGUUACAAAAAUCGACGCGAUUGUUACAAUCACUCUGCAACAUGGUCAAAAAAGAUCAAAAACAUAUGUCCUGCAUACGAUUAGUACCGGCAUUGAAGCGGACUUUGGAAAUGCUGAUGUGUCGAGCUAAAGUUAUGGUAGAUGUGAAUAAUUGUCCAGCAAAUGUUUUCUGUAUUGGUCAAUUGAAAGCGAAAGAUUUGAAAGGAAAUGAAUUGAGUGAUGUUACAUAUCGUCAGCAACAAGAAGAAGAUGAAAAUGAUACUUCUUCAACAAUGGAUGACGAUUCGAAUGACGUACAACCCGAUCAAGACGAAGAGGAUGAAGAAGAAGAGGAGGAGGAGCAAGAGGAAGAAUGA